This is a messenger RNA of Fonsecaea nubica, 5088 nucleotides long. RefSeq lists its product as hypothetical. The record is from RefSeq and is a predicted model, not a curated record. Lineage: Eukaryota; Fungi; Ascomycota; Eurotiomycetes; Chaetothyriales; Herpotrichiellaceae. The transcript has 2 exons. Bases 1 to 5088 code for a protein of 1695 amino acids.
AUGCUGUCCUUCAAGUGGACACUCCUUCUCUCCCUCUGGUUCGUCGCCAAUGUCGCAGCCAUUCCUCGGAUCACCACCCAAGAAAUCGAACUCUUUGUUGGCGCAGCUGGCGCCGUUACCAUGGCAAGUGUUCUCGGUUGGCACCUCCUCAGAAACAAAAGAGCGGCAGAGGCCGGGGCCUCUGUUGGCCCCAGUGUUGUCAAGACAGUUGUAUCGAAAGGCAGCCGAGAUGUGAUUCUUCGACCGACGCAACCUUCGACUGUACCCGUGACACGAUUCUUCUCUGUCCAAGCAUGGACCAAUGGCACAAUCAUCUAUAUGGAAGAGAUUGUUGACUUGCGAGUCGGCGACCUCACCAACAGAAAUCCCAGUCCCUCUGUUAUUGUGACAGAAGAUAUUUGCCUUCCUCAUGAACGGAUCGAUCAGGACACCUGUGAGGCUGGCAACAUUUCCAUGGGUAUCGACGUUGAAGAGCUUCCAUCGCCAUCUGACCACAAACCCUCUGUCUGUCGGAGCCUUGCUUCAAGCAUGGCGAACAUGAUUACCCAUGCACACAGCACAAUGGAGCCUAUCAUUGAGUUUGGCAGACAGACGUUCUUCGCUGUCCGCAACUUCCUGAACAAGGCGCUCGUCCCUUUCCUGAGACUGAUACCUACCCAUCCAGCACUGGCUGCGUUUAUUCUGCUCGGCAUUCCACUCUUGAUCAAACUUGGUCCGAUCGCGGCGACGAUAUUCCUCAUACUCUUGCGCCGCUAUGGUCCUGCCGCAGGGAAGAGAGGCCUAUGGCUGUGCCGCGCUGCUGCUGCCACGACGGCGACAGUCCUCACAUGGUUGUGCCGCUUUGCUGCUGCUGCGGCGACGACGGCCUUCAUGUCGUUGUGCCGCUAUGCUCCUGUCGUCCUCCUUUAUCUGCGAGACAACCUAGCCAGAUUCAUAAGGUGGAAUGUAGAAGGAGAUGAAGGUUCGGACAUUACCGUCGAAGAGGCCCCUGAAGCACUGCCUGUUGACAAAGUAGUGCUUCCCCCCGACUCAUCGACGGAUGCACCACUGGAUCCAACUCCCGCCACUCAAGUAACGCCGUCUCUACCAGAGACUUCCGAGAACGAUGGCGUUGGAACUCUCGUCAACUCCACCGAGGCAGAGAAGCCGGACGAACAGGCAUCCCCUGUUGACACUCCAGCACACGGUAAAGAAGACGGCCUCCUCUCACAACCCCCAUUCGCCUCGAAGGAUCUGCUACCACCAGACUCAGCGGGCGAACCGUCGCAAUCCGACAGCUUACCGGUCGUAUCGAAUCCGAUUCGCCCGAGGGACAUGGUUGAACAUCUAGCGGAUCGACCUUUCACCAGGCGUGACCCGCGAGCGAGAUUGUCGAUACUAACUGGUGCUAGAAAUCCGCAUGAGCGACAGCGACAACAGCUCGCCGAGAGAGCUUCAACGCAGGCAGAAUUCUAUGCUAAGGCUGACAGUCCGUACGCGAUGGGCGGACCAGAUAGGCGUUCUAGCCCACCUCAACCGGCUCGCAUGGUCACAGAAAAACCAGAAUCGGAUAAUGCUGUCGUGUCCGAGAAAGUGCCUUCUCCGCAAACAGAAUCGAGCGUUGUUUCGGCUCCAGGUGACAUUCCUGUGGUUGAAGAACUGGGUGAGAAAGAAUCUCCAAAUAUCCAACUUGGGUCGAAUACCACCAACGAACAUGAAGCCGAAUCGCACGAUGGCGCAGGUUCACAAAGCCAGCUCGGAUUCGACGACGUCAAUGGGCAUGAAGAUUUGAGCGUAGCGUCUCCUUUGAAAGACAUUCCCAUAUUGGACGAACCCCAAGAGGACAAAUCCUCAAACAGCCCGCUCAGGCCGAUCACCUCCAACGAGAAUGACCUUGUGGGACCGGAAUCCGUUUCGACUGAGCUUCGCGAUGGUAGAACUUCGACAGAGGCUCCGCCUCUCUUGGAGCCCAACCUAGAUUCUAUUCCUCUACCACAGGAAGAACAAGAUUCGGCCGCUACUUUUCCUUCCACUUUUACAGAAGAGGAAAGCAUCACGCGAUCUUAUGGGCCUGCUUUUUCGUCAGCCAGCGCACCCAUCACGUCAAAUCCAGCGGAGAACGAAGAGAAGGCCGAGGAUGAUGAUUCCCAGAAUCGUGUGGGAAAGGAAAAAGAUAUUCCUCCACGUCCGAUGGUGGAAGAUGCCGAAGAUGAGGACGACAAUCGACCUACCUCUCCACCAUCGACAGGCAUCCUCGAAAGGGUUGCGGAUGCAGAAGAGCCCGUCGAGGGCGAAGCCAAGCGUGACAGUGGCAGCAAUGAAGGACCGCUCUCCUCGAGCGUGUCUGGGACUGAUGCCCCAGAGGAACGUCAUCAACAAUCGAACGAGGCUUCUGCUCAGCGCCCUGACGAUGCAUCUGGAGUCAGUGGCGACUCCAUCGACACUGGCACUGCUGACUUUGGGGGCUUGUUCGAUUCCGAUAGCCCUGUCACCAGUCCAUCUACGCAGAGGGACGUCCACCAGUCCCACGGCACCGGCGUACGUCGUCCCGGUGGACUUCGGACCCAGCCUCAAGAAGCAGGAGGGACACCCUCCGGGAGCGAGCGCGUCCGUGGAGUCACCUUUGCAACAGAGUCUGACGGAUCAGUGGUGAGCCAGACGUGCCAUUUCCGCUCAGAAGAGGCGCCCGCAGCAUUGCGAGAUUCCAUGGUUGUAGAUGCGGAAGGCGCAGCGGCCACUGGCAUUGAGGUUUCGAAUGAGCAGCCAACCCCAGUCGUGUCUGCGUUCGCUGGGGACCAAGGGCAACCCCCGGGUGGAUCUGGAUUUGAUCCUGCCUUCUUGAGGUCCUUGCAGUCAUUCAGCCUCAUGUCAGAGGAGGAUCAAGCGCGGGUUUUGGCAGAGAGCGCGCGAGGAUCUGUGGAUCCCCCUGCUGUCACCGGUCAAAUGGACCCAGAUCUCAUGGACCUGACUGAAGACGCGCCAGACCCAGAACCAGAACCAGAACCCAUGCAAUUCGAGCCACAACAGAAGAGCGUUGAUGACAUCUUGUCAACCGCCAUGAGAGACUUAUCAUUAGAGCAGAAUGCCGCCGACAUGGACUAUGAACAUGACGGCGCUGCGCAUCAAGUUCCAGUUGGACCAGCAGCACCUCAGGGUCAAUCUUGGCCAGUGCAUCAAGUUCUAGCUGAACUAGCAGCAUCUCAGGGUCAAUUUUGGCCAGUGCAACCGACCGUGCAACAAGAAGAGGUCGCCGCGGGAGUGUCAGGAUAUGAGCCCGCGCGUCCGGUUGGCCUGUACGUUGAGGACGUUGAGGAAGACAACCCAGGAGCUCCCGACCCAUACAGCUGGCGGGAGUCUCAAAUGCGUUCGGUGCUAACGGACGAAGAGUUCAUGGUGGCGAGACACAUAGCCGCGGUGCUCGAACACAACAGAAGUGGAACGCCUGAAGUUCCCCAGACGGGCAGCAAUCAACCUGUUAUUCAGACGACAUUCGAGCCCCGGCUGAAUGAAGGACACGUCGCUCAGUCAGCAAUUCCUGGUUUGAAUAUCCAUCAAGUGGCGGACCUGGAAGAGGAACGUCGUCAGCACGUAGACGGUGUUAAGAGAAACCAGGAGGACGACCCAGUGCUUCCUGGAAACGAAACCGCUGGCAUACCUGAAUCCCACCGAGCCACUCAGUAUACAGGCACUGAUCGAAAGAGGUUGUCAAUGCGGUCUCCCUUUUCCCAGUGCAACCCUUCUCAGCUCACAACUCUUUUGGGAAGCGCGUCGGAGCAGGCUAUAAGACGGCAUUUACCCCUGCCGGAGGUGAACCCGACAGCCCCAAUCAAUCCCAGUCCCCAGGGCCUUCAGGAUGGCGACGUUCAACCAAGAGGAACACAACCUCAGGACCCUGCAGAUGAGAAGGAUCAAAAAUCUCCAGACAUCUUUUCAAGCGGUGAGGGUGAAGCCGACGUCCAAGGAAGCAGCAGCAUCACGGGCCAAGGCACUCCUGCCCAGGAGGAGAGAGGCAUCCAUAAUCAAGGAGAAACAGACAGCCAAAACCCUCCAAUUGAGGACGCCCUCGCUGAACGUACAGUCGCAGACCACGAGUCCGGAGAGAUUGCUCCAGGGAACGCAAACCCGGUAGAGGACGACUUCGCCGCGACCCUAGCUGCAUAUGAAAGGCAACUUGCUGCCGAUGCGAUCCACUCAGGACAACAGCCCGAAAACAAUGCCCAAGGGAGCGCAGACCCGGUAGAGGACGAUAUCGAAGCGCUCUUACUGGAACAUGAGAGGCAGGUUGCUGCCGAAGCGAGUCACACAGGACAAGAGCCUGAAAACAAUGUCCAAGGGAACUCAACCUCGAUAGAGGACGAUUUCGAAUUGCUCUUACGUGAAUAUGAAGGGCAAGCUUCUGACGAGAGUGAAUCAGGGCAAGAGACGGAAGACCAUGACCAAGAUGACGCAAACUCGGUGGAGGGUGAUCACCGCUCGAUGCUAUUUGCAUAUGCAAGGCAAGUUGCUGCCGAAGAGAAUCGCUCAGAGGAGGAGCUCGGAGACGAUACUCAGGGGAGCGGAGACCCGUUAGAUGUUGAUUAUGAAGCGGCCUUACAAGCAUAUGAAAGGCAAGCUGCGAUAGCUCAGGCGAACCGCACAGGCCAGGGUCAAGAUGGGGUGUCCCCCCCUGAUAUUGAUGCCGAGCGCGCGUCGGAUGAAGAAGACGGACAGGACGAAGAGGGUAGACAGAACCAUUGGGACAAUGGUGACGAUGAAGACAACGACGGUAACGGAGCAGAAUCUGCAUACAGUGGGAGUGAAGGAUCUCAGCAAGGAGAUGUGAUUAACAGCGAAGACUGGAAUCAGGGGCAGGAGGACCGUGACGAGGAUGAGGAAGAAUCGGGCGACGAAGACUUCUGGGACGUGAUGCCGGGAGAAGAAGAUGGCUCCCCGUGCAGAAACCGAAUGUUCCGCGAGCUCAACCGACUUCAGAACAGGGUUCCCCAGCCAUCCACGAUACCGGAGCCAAGGCCAAGUCAGAGGCCGGGAAUGGUUGUGGAACAAUUGGGCUACUAUCAGAGUAGAAUAUGGCUGGAACAUGAUCGAACGAUGCCGGGAUAUUGUCGAUAA